Labeo rohita (rohu) is the source of this 2283-nucleotide messenger RNA. RefSeq names its product coiled-coil domain containing 92Bb (gene ccdc92bb). The record is from RefSeq and is a predicted model, not a curated record. The coding region runs from base 484 to 1338 and encodes 284 amino acids. Lineage: Eukaryota; Metazoa; Chordata; Actinopteri; Cypriniformes; Cyprinidae. The transcript has 5 exons.
CAGCUGCAAAUCUAAACUCCUAUGAUAGGCCAUUGCAUUCAUCAGCUCAACCCUGUAAAAAUGCGUACAAAUAAAUCUAAUGCAACAAAAACAAAUCUACACUUUUCAGUUCAUUUUCACUCUUUAAUCAUGACAGCCAUAAAACAUUUAGUUUAGUUGUGCAGGGGAAUUUUAAAUUUAAGGGGCAUUAUUUUCCCAAGCCCCCUCCAAUUUCCAGUUUUGUCUUUUUGUCCAAUUUUCAAAUAUUUUGAUGCUUCAAAUCAAAGUUUGUAAUGUUGUGAUUCACCUUGCAGCUGGUAGGUUUGGUUCAUGGUUUGUAACUCUUUUUUUUUUUAACAAAAAUUUAGAAUGCAUCUCCUCGCUAUCUCUAGCUUGCAUCAGACUGGCGGUUGGAGGGGAGUGGUUAAAGGCCUUAAUGGAAAUCAGUGUGCUUCAAGCUUUAAAUGAAUGGUGUUGUAACCCGCCAACAUCUGGGAGCCUUCCAUGGAUAGAUCCACACUUGCCCAACAAGUGGAGAGCGUUGAGCGUAAUGUAGCAUUUUUGCAGCAGGAGCACCGGAUCCUCCUAAGCGGUCUACGGCUAGAGAUACGCAACCUGAAGAAACGAUGCAAUGAGCUGAGUUGUGAACUAAGUGAAAGACCACCAGUAAGAAGCCAAGAUGAUAUCAACCUGGAGGAAGAGCUUCUGCAGGCACGAUUACUGGAGACAGAGCAGCAUCUGGCUGAGCAGGAAAGCACACUGGUAGAGCUGCGGGCGGAGCUACGGAAAAAGGGGUCACUUGCGAGCGCACUGCAGGUUCGACUUCGAGAUGAAGAGCGGCGAUUCCUGGAGGAGCUAAAACGACGCAGUCAUAAGAUUACAACGCUGAGUCGUGACCUCCGCAAGCAGACUGACCUGGCCGCUCAGCUCUCCUUCCAACUGCAUUCAGCACACUUUCGAUUGUAUCACCAGACAGAAGACUAUGAGGAAGAGGAUGAAGAAGAAGAGGAUGAAGGAGGAACCAUGCAGGAAUCAGAAUGGACUCCAAAUUCUCCAUGGACAUCUCCAGUUACGGCGGAAAGUGCACGUCAAAGCCGAGCUUCAGGAAGGAUGCGGAGAUCAGAAAGAGUGAGGGAAUGCGUGCCCCGUGAACGGGUGCUUGGGCCCGAAGAGGCGCGCCCCAUGCCCGACCCCGCCCUUUUCCUUUAUCCUUUCAGACACAGGCUCCUCCCCUUGCACAGGUCACUUGGAGGUCACUGGAGUGAAGGUGGCCUUUCAAGAAUGUCAGAAGCUCGAAUAGGUAGAUUCAGAGACCGACCAUUGAGAGAGGACAUUGGACCAGAGACAACAGAGUUAUAGAGGGCAACAGUGCCCUUAAUUCAGUGGCCUUGGUUCUGGAGGGAUUUAUCCUAUUCAUUUUUCCUAUAGGGUUUUAAAAAAGUCUGUGUUUAAGAGAUAUAAGCCAUGAGCCAAUCCAGUCAGCUCCGAGGUGAUUCACAAAUAUUAUAAACUUUAAUUUAAAGCAAAGAAUGUGUUUAAAAUUCAGAGAAAAAGAGGAAGAUACUUGUGCUUAGCGGCUUUAAUGAGGAAAAGAACUAGAAUCCCAUGAAGCAUUGCAAAUGACAUAUUUGAAAUUAAAAAUGAUAAAGAAAACUGACUCUACAUCAUUCGCAGUACCUCCUGGGAGUGGGCUUGUCACAAUUCUCUGAUUGGUGGACUCAUUGAUAAUGUAGUUUUUCACCAGGAGUUCUGAAAAUAAGUUGAAAUAAUGUGGGCUGAUGCUUUAACAAAAACAAACCAUCUAUUUACAACAUUGUAGCUCAAAGUAGGUCUGUUUAUACAGGUUUAUAUGUUAUAAUUGGAAAUCCAUUCCCCUAUGGAGAAAGUGAAUGGGAUUUUGACUUCCAGAACCUGACUGUUGCAUUCUAAAAACUUCCUGUUUUGAAAGAUUCAAAGUUGUAAGGAAUGUUACAGAGUAACUCUGAGUUACAAAGCACCUGAAACCUACAUUGUGAUGUCCCUUUUUGAAAUGUGUCUUUAUUGUUGAAUCCAGAACAUUCUAUAAACGAGUAUUCACUUUCCAUGCAGUCAUCAUUUGUGUCAAUGAAGUGAAUUAUUCUGAUCACAUUAGACACACUUUAGAAGAACGGGAAGCGUAGAUGCAGGUAAACAGGUGAACUGUAUUGCUUUUGUGUUUUUGGUCUUUCUGUCUCUAUUGGAAAAUAGCUUUAUGAUGUAUUGAAUAUAUACAGUAUAUGAAGUGACUCUUGGUUUAUUUAUUAAAUACUACAAAAAUUGUUUGUA